Messenger RNA from Spirometra erinaceieuropaei, 384 nucleotides. Lineage: Eukaryota; Metazoa; Platyhelminthes; Cestoda; Diphyllobothriidea; Diphyllobothriidae. The record is from the annotation of a GenBank genome assembly.
AUGGAUCUCUUCGCCUUCGCCUGUGACAACUUCGGUCUGAUCAUUAUCACUGAGAAGACGGUGGCUUUGCAUCAACCGCUAACCGACGCUACCUUCCUCACACCCCAAAUCAAUGUGAAUGGCGCCCAACUGCAAGUCAUGGACAACUUUACCUACCUGGGCAGCAGCCUCUCCCGCACAAUGACGAUCGACGAUGAAGUGACCUGCCGAUAUCCAAAGCCAGCCAAGCCUUUUCUGGCCUUUAAAAUAGUCUGGAAUGGCCACCGUCUCCAUCUCAACACCGAACUGAAGAUCUGCAAGGCCGUCAUUCUACCGACGUUGCUAUAUGGAGCGGAGCCUUGGAUGACGCACAAGAAGCAGGCGCGAAGACUCAGCUGCCUUUGA